AUGCAUUCACCCAUUUUGAAUCUAAAGGAGGGAAAGGUUCAAGGAAGCAUAAGAAAACUUGAUGAUGGCAAGGAGUUUUAUAGCUUCAAAGGAAUCCCAUACGCACGGCCACCAGUGGGAAGUCUUCGAUUCAAGGCCCCGCUUCCUCCCAAGCCUUGGUCGCAUGUCCUGGACGCUACAGAACACGGGGCUACAUGUCCACAAUGGGAUAUGGUGGCUUUGAAAUUUAGAGAAGGAGAAGAAAACUGUUUAUUCAUUAACGUCUACACUCCCACUUUACAAACUGACUCCAAAUUACCUGUGAUGGUGUAUAUCCAUGAGGGAGGGUUUCAAUCUGGAUCUGGAAAUGAAAGAAUUGUUGGAAAGAUCCUUGGUAAGGAUACGACAGAUCCUGAUGAGUUACUCACAUAUUUACAAAGCUUGCCUGUAGAAAACCUUCUAUAUUUGACGUUAAAAACUGCAACUAAGAGAGAGGAACUUGGAGGUCUACCCAUUCUUUUUACUCCCGUCGUAGAAAAGAAAUUUGGUGAUAAUGAAGUAUUUUUGCCGCAAAACCCGUUAGAUGUAAUGUUAUCUGGAAAAUUUAAUCACGUUCCACUUAUAACAGGAUAUACUUCAUCAGAAGGAGCAAUAAGAGUGAUUGAGGAGAUACCAAAGUUAGACUUUAUCAAUACGUGUCCGUCCUUGUUGGUGCCUAAAGAUAUUUAUAUAAAAAUAACAGAGGAUAAGGUCUUGGAAUUUGGUAAAAGAAUUAAGCAAUUUUAUUGGGGGAACAGGGAUUUAACAGCAAAUGAUGUUGAAAUAAUUGCUGAUUUGCAGUCAGAUACUCAUUUUGUGAUGGCAACGUACAGGACAGCAGAUUAUUUUUCAAAAUAUUGUAAACCCACCUUCUUGUAUAGAUUUGACUUGAAAACUGAAUUGAAUUGGAUUUCAAAAUACCUUGGGCUGCCAUCGGUCAGGGGAGUUCCUCAUAUCGAUGAACUGUUUUAUAUCUUUAGUAGCGAUUUAAUGAGAGAUACUUAUGAAAAACAUCCCGAGUUACAUAAUAAUCCAACACCCGACAACAGUCUAGGAGUGACUUGGACUCCAUACUCAGCGACAAGAAAGGAAUAUUUACAAAUUAGUAAUGAAUUGUCCAUGGGAAGGAACGCGGAGAAAACAAGAUUGGACUUUUGGGAUCAGUUGUAUACUGAAGCUGGGCUACCGAGUAUUCAUUCACCAAUUUUGAAUCUGAAGGAAGGAAAAGUCAGAGGAAGAAUAAGAAAACUUGAUGAUGGCAAGGAAUUUUACAGCUUCAAAGGAAUCCCAUACGCACAGCCACCAGUGGGAAGUCUUCGAUUCAAGGCUCCGCUUCCUCCCAAACCCUGGUCGCAUGUCCUGGAUGCUACGGAACACGGAGCUGUUUGUCCACAAUUCGAUAUUGUUUCAUCAAAAUUUAAAAAAGGCAAUGAGAACUGUUUAUUCAUUAAUGUCUACACUCCUACUUUACAAACUGACUCCAAAUUACCUGUGAUGGUGUAUAUCCAUGAGGGAGGGUUUCAAUCUGGAUCUGGAAAUGAAAGAAUAGUUGGAAAGGUUCUUGGUAAGGAUACGACAGAUCCUGAUGAGUUACUCACAUAUUUACAAAGCUUGCCUGUAGAAAAACUUCUGUAUUUGACGUUAAAAACUGCAACUAAGAGAGAAGAACUCGGGGCCUUGCCCAUUCUUUUUACUCCCGUUGUAGAAAAGGAGUUUAGUGAUAAUGAAGUAUUUUUGUCGGAAAACCCGUUAAAUGUAAUGUUAUCUGGAAAAUUUAAUUCUGUACCUCUUAUAACAGGAUAUACUUCAUCAGAAGGAUUAUUAAGAGUGAUUGCUGAGAUAGAAAAGUUAGACUUUAUCAAUAAGUGUCCGUCCUUGUUGGUGCCUAAAGACAUUUAUAUGAAAAUUACAGAAGACAAGGCCUUGGAUUUUGGUGAAAGAAUUAAGCAAUUUUAUUGGGGGAACAGGGAUUUAACAGCAGACGAUAUAGAAAUAAUUGCUGAUUUGCAGUCAGAUAUUCAUUUUUUGAUGGCAACGUACAGGGCAGCAGAUUAUUUUUCAAAAUAUUGUAAACCCACCUUCCUGUAUAGAUUUGACUUGAAAACUGAAUUGAAUUGGAUUUCAAAAUACCUUGGGCUACCAUCGGGCAGGGGAGUUCCCCAUGUCGAUGAACUAUUUUAUAUCUUUAGUAGUGAUUUGAAGAGAGAUACUUAUGAAAAACACCCCGAGUUACAUAAUAAUCCAACACCCGACACCAGUCUAGGAGUGACUUGGACUCCAUACUCAGCAACAAGAAAGGAAUAUUUACAAAUUGGUAAUGAAUUGUCCAUGGGAAGGAACGCGGAGAAGACAAGAUUGGACUUCUGGGAUCGUUUGUAUACUGAAGCUGGGCUACCGAGUAUUGUUAAGAGGUUUAUUUUUACGUUUACGUUUCUUAAACAGAAUUCGCCCAUUUUGAAUCUAAAGGAUGGAAAGGUUCAAGGAAGCAUAAGAAAACUUGAUGAUGGCAAGGAGUUUUAUAGCUUCAAAGGAAUCCCAUACGCACGGCCACCAGUGGGAAGUCUUCGAUUCAAGGCCCCGCUUCCUCCCAAGCCUUGGUCGCAUGUCCUGGACGCUACAGAACACGGGGCUACAUGUCCACAAUGGGAUAUGGUGGCUUUGAAAUUUAGAGAAGGAGAAGAGAACUGUUUAUUCAUUAACGUCUACACUCCCACUUUACAAACUGACUCCAAAUUACCUGUGAUGGUGUAUAUCCAUGAGGGAGGGUUUCAAUCUGGAUCUGGAAAUGAAAGAAUAGUUGGAAAGUUCCUUGGGAAGAAUACGACAAACCCUGAUGAAUUACUCACAUAUUUACAAAGUGUACCUGCAGACAAACUUCUGUUUUUGACGUUAAGAACGGCAACUAAGAGAGAGGAACUUUCAGGACCACCCAUUCUUUUUGCUCCCGUCGUAGAAAAGAAGUUUGGUGAUAAUGAGGUAUUUUUACCAGAAAACCCGUUAGAUGUAAUAUUAUCCGGAAAAUUUAAUCCUGUACCUCUUAUAACAGGAUAUACUUCAUCAGAAGGAGCUGCAAGAUUGAUUGACGUGCUAGCAAAGUUAGAAUUUUUCAAUAAGUGUCCGUCCUUGUUGGUGCCUAAAGACAUCUACAUGAAACUUACAGAAGACAAGGCCUUAGAAUUUGGUGAAAGAAUCAAGCAAUUUUAUUGGGGUAAUAGGGAUUUAACAGCAGAUGAUGUUGAAAUAAUUGCUGAUUUGCAGUCAGAUAUCCAUUUUGUGAUGGCAACGUACAGGACAGCAGAUUAUUUUUCAAAAUAUUGUAAACCUACCUUCUUGUAUAGAUUUGACUUGAACACUGAAUUGAAUUGGGUUUCAAAAUACCUUGGUCUGCCUCCGAUCAAGGGAGUUCCUCAUGUCGAUGAACUAUUUUAUAUCUUUAGUAGCAAUUUAAAGAGAGAUACUUAUGAAAAACACCCCGAGUUACAUAAUAAUCCAACACCCGACAACAGUCUAGGAGUGACUUGGACUCCAUACUCAGCGACAAGAAAGGAAUAUUUACAAAUUGGUAAUGAAUUGUCCAUGGGAAGGAACGCGGAGAAGACAAGAUUGGACUUCUGGGAUCGAUUGUAUACUGAAGCUGGGCUACCGAGUAUUGUUAAGAGUAACCUGUGA
Danaus chrysippus (African queen) is the source of this 3687-nucleotide messenger RNA. NCBI's taxonomy places the organism in Eukaryota, Metazoa, Arthropoda, Insecta, Lepidoptera, Nymphalidae. The record is from the annotation of a GenBank genome assembly.